Molecule: messenger RNA, 1333 nt
Organism: Daldinia vernicosa
Lineage: Eukaryota; Fungi; Ascomycota; Sordariomycetes; Xylariales; Hypoxylaceae
Product: glycosyltransferase family 31 protein
Exons: 4
Coding region: 1-1236 (411 amino acids)
Cellular component (GO): membrane
Molecular function (GO): glycosyltransferase activity
Source: RefSeq, a predicted model, not a curated record
AUGGUACUGAGACCCUACGAGCCAUCAUGCAAAUACUUUCCCAACACGUCUGAUAUCCUCGUUGUUGUUAAGACCGGGGCCACAGAGUCAUAUUCCAAAGUCCCUACGCAACUCAUCACCAUAUUAAGAUGUCUUCCGGAAUUCCUGAUAUUCUCCGACAUGGAGCAGAAUAUCGCUGGGUAUCACGUUCGUGACAGUUUGGACUCUGUACUCGAUCAAGUCAAAGAGAGGAACUAUGACUUCGACCUCUACCUCAAGCAGAAGGCUUGUAUUGUCGACCAGCAGAGUUGUAACUUAUACAGCGAACGAAACCUCAAGUUUGAAGGAUGGAGGCUAGAUAAAUACAAGAAUAUUCAUAUUGCUGAAAAGACCUAUCACUUACGCCCAAAUUAUGAUUGGUACCUGUUCAUCGACGCUGAUACGUAUGUGCUCUGGCAUAAUCUCGUCCAGUGGUUACGAAAGCUCGGGGAUCCUUCCAAGAAGCACUAUAUUAGAAGUAUAGCACUUCUGAAUAACUUCGCCUUCGCACACGGUGGUAGCGGAUAUAUCCUAUCGCGAGCAACGAUGAGGGAUCUUGCCAGAGAUCACCGCGGCAUCGCUAAUCAGUACGAUACGAAGGCUAGAGUAUCUUGCUGCGGCGAUUACCUGUUGAGUCUCGCCUUGAACGAAACACUCGGCAUUGGAGUUAAGCAAGCUUGGCCGACGAUAAACGGUGAGAAACCAUAUACCAUCCCUUACGGACCCCGCGAAUGGUGCCACCCUCUCGAUUUCGAGCAGCGAUUCUACCAGUCCCGAGGCGUGCCUCGUCCUAUCAUCCGGUUCAAGGACGUAUACCACGAGUUCGUCGCGCCAAAGCUCAUGACCAAGCGUGACGACUGGGAUAACUUGAGCGAGGAUGCGUUAUACCUGGACCCAGAGCAUAGCGGGCGCUAUCCGAAGUGGCAGCGGGAUAGCGCUAAGAAGCCACACCAGCAGAUCCGUGCCGCGGCCGUCGAGCUAGAUGCGCACAAGUCGUUCGAACACUGCCGUGAGCUAUGCGACAGCAAUCACGACUGCUUCCAAUUCUCGUACCGUGCGGGAGCCUGCGCAUACAACAGAUCCUUCCGGCUUGGUAAGCCAGCCCCGAAGGUGGACAACGAGGAAGAGAGGUGGGUAAGUGGCUGGAAGAUCGAACGGAUUCGCGCUUGGGUGGAGAGACAGGGGCAAUGUAAAGAGCCCGUCUGGCCUAAGAUAUAAUCUGUAUGUGGGUAUAUGUGAAUAUGUAUAGUCGGGCACUCGAAGCACGAGUUCUUUUGAUAGGGGAGGUGCUUAGUGGAUGCUGAUAGUUCUCUAG